GGUUCGGUACAGCACAGUGGAUCUGGUUAAGAUCGUGGUUAAGCCGCUGCAGCAAGCCGUUGCAGACGCCAUCGUUGGUGAGAAUUCUGAUAGAGAAUUCACCUCUGUCAAAGGCAGAGGAGUAGCCAGCUGAGGUACGGCAAGCGGAAGAAAGCCACUCGGAGGCUCACAGAUCGAUGAGGCGCCACCGGUGCAUUCACUGAUAUGAUGUCCGCGCUGUGUCUGUUUGCAGGUGUGCAGAUGUCGGCUGCUGCUUCUGAAGAAGGUGGUGCCUCUAUAGCUGACGAGCCAUCUUCAUCCGCUGCGUCGGCCGCAAAUGGUACACUAACAGAGGUGUGUGUGUGUGUGAUUGCCGGCAGACAGCUGUGUGUGUGUGUAUGUGUGUGUGUGAUUGUAUUGUAGGUGCUAGCAGUGCAUCGUCAGACCACCAGCAGCUCGCGCUCGCCUUCCUCCCUUCAAAGAUGUCGCCGACGCUGCUUCUUCUCGUGUUGUCGUCGUCGCUGGUCGCACAAGCCUCUCCCUCUCUCAGGCUUGGGUUUGUGCCUGCGCGGCCUGCACGACUACCGGGCGUCCAGUGCUGGGACGGCAUCAGAAGCUGAGAGAGGCUCGAGCCCUCCUCCAAGCUCAUCGACGUCUGCACACCAACCGAGGUCGGUUGCACACAUGCCAGAUGGUCUGUCUGGCCUUCCUUGCCCCUGACUGCCAUCAUCUCUCUCUGCGGGCGUGUUCGGUGUGGCGUGUGUCCAGAACGAAGCCACGAAGCGGCCCAUCCUCGUAAAGUGCAUUCAAUCUGCCCUGAAAGCCCUCACGGAGUGUGCGUGUCCGUCUGUCUGUCUGUCUGUCCAUGUGUUGGCGUGCUCAUCCAUCUGGCAGACCGAAGAUGAGGCCUUGCAGGACUUACUUGAGUGGUGUUGGAAUAAGAAAGACGACAUCGACGCGCGGCUACAGGAUGUCGACGUGGCGAUCGAAGAUGCAUGCGAGAGGCAAGCGUCAUCGGCGCAUUAUGCACCUAAAGUGUGUGUCGUUUUGCAAUGGAUUCCAUUGCAAAUUAAUGCAGUGGCAGCAAGAUGUAUAGGCCGCUCGUGGGGUACCGAGACGAACUCCAGCGCGUCAGAUGGCUCGUCUACUUCACAUGUACGUACGUACGCCGAUGCACGCAUUGCACACAGAUUCGUCAUGGCGUGUGCGCAAGUGCAUCCCCUCCCUCUCUCUCUCUCUCUCUCUCUCUCUCUCCGUGUGUGUGUGUGUGUGUGCGUGUGUUUGUGUCUGUCUGUCUGUGUGUCUGUGUCUGUGUCUCUGUCUGUCUGUCUGUCUGUGUUUCAAAAAGGGCUAAGCGCGCUUUCCAAGUGCUGCAAAGGUGUGCGCACACAGAUGGCAUACACGUGUGUGCAUGCAGCCUUUUCAUUUGAUGCAUUCAUUCAUUCAUUCGCCAGACCCCUUUCAGAUGGAGCCAGUGACGCGAUACCUUAGCGAAGGUACGUACGUACGUCCAUGACUCUACAAACACGUGUGUCGUGCGGUCGUGUUCUCUUACCCUCAGACUUCGACAACCGCCCCUUCGCUUACAAGCCUAUCAAGACGCCUCUCCCUCCCGCCUCUCAAGGCGUCUCUCCCGAAUGAGUAGACGCGUGUGCCUCCACGCCUGGAUUGUCGUCUGGGGCCGAGUUUCGUGCAGCUCUUUUUGAGGGGGGGCGGGAGUGUGUGCGAACACGUUUCUUGCAUGCAAUCAUAUCCACCACAACACAACACAACUAUGUACAUAUGAGUGAAUCACAUUUUAAAGACCAAACCCUGAAACGCGUGUUUGGUGCGCUCUCUGCCCCCGUAUCUGUCGCGCCGGAUGGAUGCCGCAGAGACUGGACGGUACGCAACGGUUG
This is a messenger RNA of Vitrella brassicaformis, 1877 nucleotides long. NCBI's taxonomy places the organism in Eukaryota, Vitrellaceae. The record is from the annotation of a GenBank genome assembly.